Molecule: messenger RNA, 2001 nt
Organism: Dreissena polymorpha
Lineage: Eukaryota; Metazoa; Mollusca; Bivalvia; Myida; Dreissenidae
Exons: 6
Coding region: 94-2001 (635 amino acids)
Biological process (GO): signal transduction
Cellular component (GO): membrane
Molecular function (GO): protein binding
Source: RefSeq, a predicted model, not a curated record
GAACUGAUAACAGAAAGAGAAGGGGAAGAACGUGAAGAACGUGAACCAUCCGUGUUUAGAUACUUCUUCCAAUAUAAAAGGAAAGGGUGGUGUAUGGAUGCUACUAGUGAAUUAGAUGUUGGGCCUCGGCUAGGUCGUCUGGUGAACCACGGUGGUAAAGGUAGAAAUUGUGUUAUGAAAACCCUGGAGUUCAACAAAAGGCCAUAUCUUUGCUUGUUUGCUGCUAAAGAUAUUCCACAAGGUGAAGAGUUACUGUAUGAUUACGGCAUUAAGGAUUUGCCUUGGGAGAGAAAAGCUGACACAGAAUUGGUGGCCGCUACUGACAAUCUGGAGAACAUGCUGGAGGCCCAGACUACAGACAAUCUGAAGAACAUGAAGGAGGCCCAGACUACAGACAAUCUGGACAACACGCUGGAGGCCCAGACUACAGAUAAUCUGGAGAACAUGCUGGAGGCCCAGACUACAGACAAUCUGGAGAACAUGCAGGAGGCCCAGACUACAGAUAAUCUGGACGAAAUGCUGGAGGCCCAGACUACAGAUAAUCUGGAGAACAUGCAGGAGGCCCAGACUACAGACAAUCUGGAGAACACACUGGAGGCCCAGACUACAGACAAUCUGGAGAACAUGCUGGAGGCAGAGGCUACAGACAAUCUGGAGAACAUGCAGGAGGCCCAGACUACAGAUAAUCUGGACGAAAUGCUGGAGGCCCAGACUACAGAUAAUCUGGAGAACAUGCAGGAGGCCCAGACUACAGACAAUCUGGACAACACACUGGAGGCCCAGACUACAGACAAUCUGGAGAACAUGCUGGAGGCAGAGGCUACAGACAAUCUGGAGAACAUGCAGGAGGCCCAGACUACAGAUAAUCUGGACGAAAUGCUGGAAGCCCAGACUACAGAUAAUCUGGAGAACAUGAAGGAGGCCCAGACUACAGAUAAUCUGGAGAACAUGCUGGAGGGCCAGACUACAGAUAUUCUGGAGAACAUGCUGGAGACCCAGACUACAGAUAAUCUGGAGAACAUGCUGGAGGCCCAGACUACAGACAAUCUGGAGAACAUACAGGAGGCCCAGACUACAGAUAAUCUGGAGAACCCGCUGGAGACCCAGACUACAUAUAAUCUGGAGAACAUGCUGGAGGCCCAGACUACAGACAAUCUGGAGAACAUGCUGGAGGCCCAGACUACAGACAAUCUGGAGUUAAUUCUGGAGGCCCAGACUACAGACAAUCUGGAAAACGUGCGGGAUGCCCAGACUAUAGACAAUCUGGAGAACAUGCUGGAGACCCAGACUACAGACAAUCUGGAGAACAUGCUGGAGAUCCAGACUACAGACAAUCUGGACGAAAUGCUGGAGAUCCAGACUACAGACAAUCUGGACGAAAUGCUGGAGGUCCAGACUAAAGACAAUCUGGAGAACACGCUGGAGGCUCAGACUACAGACAAUCUGGAGAACAUACUGGAGGCCCAGACUACAGACAAUCUGGACGAAAUGCUGGAGGCCCAGACUACAGAUAAUCUGGAGAACAUGCUGGAGGCCCAGACUACAGAUAAUCUGGGCAACAUGCUGGAGGCCCAGACUACAGAUAAUCUGGGCAACAUGCUGAAGACACAGAUUAUGACUGAGGAGCAGGUACACCCCAGCAAGAUACAGGACCAGAUCUCCGGUAAUAAUGCCCUGAUGAAGGAGAUGGCUGUGCGACUUACCAGCCUUAAGUCUAUACAGACAGCUGCAGAGGAGCUGAUCAAACAAGCCACUGAUUUGCAGGAUGGUGAUGCGAAAGAUAUUCCUCAUGGCACCAACAAGUUCUGGGAUGAACUGCAACAGUUGACACAUACGCUGAAGCACAUGUCUGACAGGCUUGGCAAUCAGGAGCCCACGGUGGAGCCCACGGUGGAGCCCAGCCUCAUCCGGGAACAGCAGGAAACACUAGAGGUGAGUGUCCAGUGCUGGCACUGUAGACUCAUAUAUUUUUGUGUUGGUUUAAUUUACAUGCUCCGAUAA